Molecule: messenger RNA, 1821 nt
Organism: Sclerotinia borealis F-4128
Lineage: Eukaryota; Fungi; Ascomycota; Leotiomycetes; Helotiales; Sclerotiniaceae
Source: the annotation of a GenBank genome assembly
AUGACUACACCAAUGGCAAGUCUCGCCCUGGAGGGUGGUGAUCCACGAGAUCCUCACCAUCCCAUUACGGGGAAUGCCAAAGCUGUAGAAUUGGCGAUGUUGUCCUCGAUACAUGAUCCCAGCAUCACAUUUGAAGAAUAUAUCUACUGGGCUGAAAUCACUCGUGCCGAGGAGAAAAUCGCCAACGAAAAGUUUAUUGCAGCUCAGGGACCGAAAAAUUGGAAAACCCCAAUCAUAAAUCGGUUUUCUCGUGCAAAAGCCGUCCCAGAAUCAUAUGACUCUCCACCCGCAACGACUUUAGCUGCAAAUGAGAAGGAGGGUUUAGACGAAAAGCCUGUUGUCCCUGGUGGAUCUGAUCAUUCUGCAGUACUAGCACGUCCAUCUGCCGUAUCUGAUGCCGAAUGGAAGACGGCUAGUCGUGCUGUACGUACGGCUGGCUGGUCAGGUGUCUUCUAUCUCAUCACAACUGAUAUCCUUGGGCCUUUCAGUGUUCCGUGGGCCUUUGCGCAAAUGGGCUACGGACCCGGAGUUGCUCUCUACACUGUAUUUGGUAUAUUUGCUUUAUACUCUGGAUGGCAAAUCUUUAACAUCUUCCUUGCACUUGACUCGGACAGAUACCCUACAAAGUCAUAUGGCGACCUCUUCUUCCGUGUUUUCGGUACUUGGGCCCGUCAUGGAAUCAAUAUUGCCCAGUCUAUUCAACUGUUGUUCACCGUAUCUAUUCUCAUUCUCUCCAACGGCCAAUCUAUUGCACAAAUCUCCAAAGGAAACCUCUGUUUCGUUGUCUGUUUGGUAAUUUUUAUGGCCGCCGGUAUGGUCCUGGGGCAGAUUCGUACACUCCAGAGAUUCGGUUGGCUGGCAAACUUCGCAGUCUGGAUUAACGUCCUCAUUAUAUUCAUUUGUAUGGGGGUUGUUGCCAACUCGGCGCCCAAUUAUACCACAAUCGAAGCUUCUUUUGGUGAUACAUUUGGCCCUGGACCUGUUCACAGGUAUGCCGGAACCCCUCCGGCCGGCAAAGCGACUGGUGGAGACGGAUUUGUCGGAUCCUUAAACGGUCUCAACCAAGCUGUAUACUCGUACGGUGGUGCUAUGCUUUUCGUUGCUUUCUUGGCCGAAAUGCGUCAUCCUAUGGAUUUCUGGAAGGGUCUCAUCUGUGCUGAUCUAUUCAUCUACUUUGUGUACAUGUUCUUUGGCAUCUUUGUCUAUUCCUACCAGGGUCAAUAUUCAUACAACCCCGUCAUCCAAGGUCUCUCUCCCUACAACUGGCAAACCGCUGCAAACAUCAUGAAUCUGAUCACCGGUCUUAUUGCCGCUGUACUUUAUGGGAACAUUGGCAUUAAAGUCGCAUACAUUGAUGUCAUUCAAGGCAUUUUCAAAGCACCACCUUUGACCUCCAAGCCUGGUAAAUUGAUUUGGAUUGGCAUGGUACCUCUUUACUGGGCAAUUGCCUUCUGCGUCUGCGCUGCCAUCCCUCAAUUCUCCUACAUUUCUGGUCUCGUGGGCGCACUCUGCAUUCUCCAAUUUACAUAUACAUUCCCUGCCAUUCUCGGUUUCGGAUAUCAGAUUCAAAAAGAUGCCAUGCUUCCAGACGAGGAGUCAUUUGAUCCCCAAACUGGAACAUACAGUUAUUUCGAUAGAGGUGUCAAGAGAUGGAUUAGAGGUUUCAAAGUUCACUGGCUGUUCAAUAUCUUCAACUUUUUCUACUUUUUGGGAGCUCUGACCACGGCAGCUUUGGGCAUUUACACUAGUUGUCUUGGUUUGAUUAGUGCUUUUGAUGGGACCAGUGCUGCGACUAGUUUCGGCUGCACGUCUCCUGUCUAG